Diutina rugosa is the source of this 897-nucleotide messenger RNA. RefSeq names its product proteasome core particle subunit alpha 6 (gene PRE5). Bases 1 to 897 code for a protein of 298 amino acids. The record is from RefSeq and is a predicted model, not a curated record. Lineage: Eukaryota; Fungi; Ascomycota; Pichiomycetes; Serinales; Debaryomycetaceae. The transcript has a single exon. Gene Ontology annotation, cellular component: proteasome core complex, alpha-subunit complex; proteasome core complex; nucleus. Gene Ontology annotation, biological process: ubiquitin-dependent protein catabolic process.
AUGUUCCGGAACAAUUACGAUAACGACUCAGUGACGUACUCGCCCACGGGGAGAUUGUUCCAGGUCGAGUACGCGCUCGAAGCCAUCAAGCAAGGGCUGGCGGCGGUCGGGUUGGCGCUGAAGUCCCACGUCGUCCUCGUCGCCCUCAAGCGUAACGCCGAAGAACUCGGCUCUUACCAAAAGAAAAUCAUUAAAGUCGACGACCACAUGGGCAUUGCCCUCGCCGGGCUUGCCCCCGACGCCCGGGUGCUUUCCAACUACCUCAGAAAGUUGGCGAUGCAAGAAAAGAUGGCGUUCAACCGACCGCUAGCCACGCUGAAGGCAGUGUUGCUGAUCGCCGACAAGGCCCAGGAAAACACCCAAUCGUACGGGUCGAGACCCUACGGGGUGGGUCUCCUCGUUGCCGGCUACGACGAAUCGGGGGCGCACUUGUACGAGUUCUUACCCUCCGGUAGUGUCCUUGAGUACUACGGUGCCUCCAUUGGUGCCCGUUCGCAAGCGGCUCGGACUUACUUGGAACGUAACUUGGACGCCAUCAGAGACUGCACCACCGUCGAACAAUUGAUUGUCCACGGUUUGCACGCUUUGAGAGAUACGUUGUCCCAGGAUGUUGAGCUCACGUUUAAGAACACCUCGGUGGCUGUAGUGGGUAAGGAAACCGACUUUACCGUCUACGACGACGAAAACGUCCAGCAAUGGUUGGACAAGUUGGACCUGGUGUCGAACGCGAGAAACCGCACCGACGACGAUGACGACGACGACAACGACGACAACAACAACGCCGGCGGCGCUGCUGGUGCCACUGAAGGCGCCAAGGAAGAGGUCGACGCCGCCGCCGCCACCCAGGACGGCACUGACGCCCCUAAGGACGAAGACGUCACCAUGGCCGACGCCUAA